Alosa alosa (allis shad) is the source of this 1729-nucleotide messenger RNA. Its product is annotated as glycerol kinase-like. Bases 29 to 1729 code for a protein of 566 amino acids. The record is from RefSeq and is a predicted model, not a curated record. The transcript is spliced from 18 exons. NCBI's taxonomy places the organism in Eukaryota, Metazoa, Chordata, Actinopteri, Clupeiformes, Clupeidae. Gene Ontology annotation, molecular function: glycerol kinase activity. Gene Ontology annotation, cellular component: mitochondrion. Gene Ontology annotation, biological process: glycerol-3-phosphate biosynthetic process; triglyceride metabolic process; glycerol metabolic process.
UAGUUACCUGGCGCGUGCAUUUGGCAGGAUGACCACCCACUCCCCCGGGGCUCGCACUGACCCGCUCGUGGCGGCUAUCGACCAGGGCACGAGUUCCACGCGCUUCUUGAUAUUUAAUGCCCGAACUGCAGAGGUAGUUUGUCAGCAUCAGGUGGAAAUCAAACAGAGCUUUCCAAAAGAGGGAUGGGUGGAGGAGGAUCCUAUGGAGAUUUUGCAGUCUGUGUGUGUGUGUGUGGAACACACCUGUGACAAACUCAACCAACUCAACAUCCCCACCUCACACAUCAAAGCGAUUGGGGUGACCAAUCAGAGAGAAACUACAAUGGUUUGGAACAAGGAGACUGGAGAGCCUCUCUGCAACGCCAUUGUUUGGUUGGAUCUAAGGACCCAGUCUACCGUGGAGAGAUUGAUCGACAAAACGCCCAGCAAAAGCAAAAACCACCUAAAGGAUCUCACCGGUCUGCCCAUCAGUACUUAUUUCAGUGCGGUCAAAAUGCGAUGGCUGCUGGACCAUGUGGAGCCGGUUGCCACAGCAACACAUACACACACCGCCCUGUUUGGCACUGUGGACUCCUGGCUAAUUUGGUGUCUGACAGGUGGGAGGAAAGGGGGAGUCCAUUGCACAGAUGUCAGUAACGCCAGCCGCACACUGCUUUUCAACAUACACACCCUGGAGUGGGACCCAGACCUCUGCACAUUUUUUGAUAUCCCAAUGGAGAUGUUACCGAAUGUGAGAAGCUCUUCUGAAAUCUACGGUUACAUGGCUUCUGGACCUUUGGCUGGAGUGCCCAUAUCAGGAUGUCUGGGUGACCAGUCUGCAGCCCUGGUGGGACAGAUGUGUCUGCAGGAAGGCCAGGCAAAAGGGCUGUAUGGCACUGGCUGUUUUCUGCUAAAGAACACUGGAAAAAAGCCGGUGAUGUCAGAGCACGGUCUCCUCACGACGGUGGCCUAUAAAUUGGGGCGGGACCAACCGGCCUACUACGCUCUGGAGGGCUCGGUUGCAAUAGCGGGUGCAGUGGUAAGAUGGCUGAAGGACAACUUGGGAAUCAUCCAAUCAUCUGCUGAAAUAGAGAAACUGGCCUCCUCCGUAGACACAUCGUAUGGCUGCUAUUUUGUUCCUGCAUUUUCUGGACUAUACGCCCCCUACUGGGAACCUAGUGCAAGAGGGAUCAUCUGUGGUCUGACUCAGUUCACCAACCGCUGUCAUCUCGCCUUCGCUGCCCUGGAGGCUGUGUGCUUCCAGACCAGAGAGAUCCUGGAUGCCAUGAACCAGGACAGUGGCGUUCCUCUGACGCGGCUCCAAGUGGACGGAGGGAUGACGGCCAACACUCUCCUCAUGCAGCUGCAGGCCGACAUACUCUGCAUCCCCGUGGUGAGGCCCUCCAUGUCUGAGACGACAGCAUUAGGGGUGGCGAUGGCAGCUGGAUCUGCAGAGGGAGUGUGUGUGUGGGACCUCAACGCAGAACACCCUAUCACCAUGGAAACCUACCAACCUCAAGUCCUUCCUGAGGGUACACACACACACAGUCUCACACACACCAAACACACACACACACACACACGCAUGCAUACUAGGGAUGUAAUGAUUACCGGGGACCAUAAAAACCCCAUGAUGCUGCUUGGUCGCGGGAACUGCUUCAGUGGUCGGUGUGUAACAGAACCGGGAAGGACACCUCUCAUAAACUGCCGCCGUGCACACCACACACCUGCACCACCCUACGUGACCUAA